Molecule: messenger RNA, 2648 nt
Organism: Crotalus tigris (Tiger rattlesnake)
Lineage: Eukaryota; Metazoa; Chordata; Lepidosauria; Squamata; Viperidae
Gene: TSGA10IP
Product: testis specific 10 interacting protein
Exons: 8
Coding region: 630-2309 (559 amino acids)
Biological process (GO): cilium organization
Cellular component (GO): ciliary basal body; cilium; photoreceptor connecting cilium
Source: RefSeq, a predicted model, not a curated record
UUUUGAGAACAUGUAUUUUCUUAACAGGGAUGUUAUUGUUUACCAUUAAUGUCAGUACUAUUUUUAUUUUAUUUUUUUCUUAAUAUAUUGUAAAAAGUGAUAUCUGUUGCUGGUCUAUGACCAUAAUAAAGUUGUUGUUGUUGUUAUUCUGAUUAGAGCAAUGUUUCUCUAUUUCACCAACUUAUAUCUGGCUGGACGUCAACUCCCAUGCUGGCUGGGGAAUUCUGGGAAUUGAAGUCCACACAAGUUUAAGUUAACCCUAAUAACACUGGAUUAGAGAAAGACUGACCCCUUAAACCACACCAAAUAUCCUGCUCAGCUAAAGCUUCCAUUUGAGUCUCCUUUGGCUUCCGCUUCUGGGAAGCGGAAGUUGAAACACAUUGUAAAAAUAAUAACCGAUCUAUCUUUCUUUCCAGGGACUGAGUUCGACCUUGCGACCCAGACUCAGGGUACAAGGCCCAGCUAGACCUCAAAUCUUAGCGAUGAUGUUUCCGUGCCAACGUCCAGCCUGUCCUGUGUCUUGCCUUUAUUCCAGAACCCUAUGCUUUAGCUGAGCUUGUUCUGAAGGAGGACCAGUUGCUUCGGUAACCAGGGAGUAGCCAGGACUCUUCCAUGUUGUCGUGGGCACCAUGUUGAACCCUCAUCGCCAGUCGGUGCUGACCAAUGCCUGUAUCAAGCCCUCCGUGGAUCCCAUUACUCGGACCCCCGGUACCAUUUAUGAACCAAAGGGGCAGGUCCGACUUUUGGGUCUGCUUUCAGAAAAUACCCCGUCGCAACAGGAGGAUUACCUGGAUGCUGGCGAUGGACUGCUCAUCUGUAUGAAACGUACUAAGAAAAAAGUCCUUCGCCCUCUCUUCAAGGGCUGCUGGGAACCCGAACAAACCGUCCCAGAUGUCAGUGAAGCCUCAGAUGCCGAGCCAGAUCAAGACGUAAAGAGGCAGCUGGAGCCUGCCCCUCCGGAGCAGAGCGAUGAACCAUCUCCUCCCGAAAACCCCAAAGUGUCAUCUCGCCAAGGCUCCUUCCCCUUUCACUGGAUGUGGGAGAGCUUUUCCAUCAAGGGCCAGACCAUCUGCCAAGACCAGGAUUUAGAGAAGUCCAAGAAGCUGACCUUGCCACGGGCUUCGACCGCCCCGCCCCGGGAGCCCCCUUACAACCCUGACACGGUCUUGGGCUGCCCCGCUCCCAAAGAGGGACCCUGCUUGGGGGUCCCCAAGUCUUCCAGAACGCCGGAGGUCCCUUGCAGCAGAGCCCAGAGGUACCUGCCCCACACGAGCUUGGUUCCUAGGAGCUCUCUCUUGCCCCUCUUUUGGAAGAUGGAGGCCCGGUCAGAAGCCCGGAAGCGGCAGAUGCGCCAGGAACGUCGCCGUUGGCUGAAUCUCACUCAGCAGCUGCUGAACCUGGAAGGGCAGCGUCUCUCGCGGGAAAAGCUCCUCUCACUGGAGGAGUUAGAGGAGAAACUCCGAGCGGAGAUGCUCUGCUUAGCCACGGAGCCCGAAGAGCCGGGCCCUCAGAAGGAGAAAAGAAAAGCCAAGACGCGCGGCCCCACGCCCAAGGAGGAGCUGAGCUUCAAGCCAGUCAUUAAUCAGAAGGUGCCCAACUUCAAGCAGCUGCAAAGGCGCUUCCAAGAACAGCUGGAGCAGAAGAAAGAGCAAGGAAAACUGACCAUCUGCAAGCCGUUCCACCUUCAUUCCAGUAACUCUCAGCCUCUUUCGGAAGACCAGGAAAAGAAAGACCAAGGAGAUUCAUUUCAAGACUUCCGGCGGCUUUGGGGGAUCUACUGGAGGGCCCAGUCUUGCCCCGAUUUUGAACCGUCCAUGGCGCCUCAGGUGAUGUCCACCAAGACAGCGGAUAAAAGACAGGAAGCCAACAGGUUGCUUUUGCUGGAGUGGGAACGUCGAGAGCAGCAGGAGAAACGCCGGGCUGAGCUGCGCAGAUUGAAGGCGCAACACAUGCAGCGGGAAGUCGCCAAAUGCCUGGCGACUUACCAGAAUAAAGGACGGUCCUCCGCGUCUGUCCAGAGAAGGCGGGAAGAACUCAGGAGGCAAGAGAAACAGCGCAUGGAGGAAUACAUGAUCCAGCUGCAGGAGAUCCAAGAUCGUGUGGAGAGCCGCCCGUAUCUGUUUGAGAGAGUUAUGCAGACAAAUGCCCGCCAGGCAGUGGAGCGCCGUUUCUCCAAAGUGUUGGCCGCCCUGGGCAUCGAUGAAGAAAUGCUGUGGAAGCAUGCUGCACGGCAGUCUUUAGGCAAAUAUGGCGUCAAAGACAUGUAUCCGAGCACCGAGUCCGUAGAAGAGUUCCCCAAAUCAAUCUGAAAGGAAGAUAGACUGCCUAGAGGAAGCCAACACACCUGGGCCAGCAGCUGACGCUGCCACCUGUAAUCGUAGACCAUCUAAAAAUAAAUCUUAACGUUGAGAAGCAGCAGAGCCCAGCCGGCCUUUAUAUCCCUGACGGGGAGAAGCAUUACUAAGCCUGCAGACAGGUUCCCAAGAGCUGCAUCUUCUAUCCCUAGGCCAGUUCCACCGUCUUCUCUUCUAACUCAGAUGUCCCCAACCUUUGGGGCACCACGGACCGGAGGGGGCGUGGUUUUGUGUGCUGCCUGCAUCCCGCGGAUGGGGCUUUGCUUGUUUGUGUGGACCGGUGGCUGCCCUUGG